This is a messenger RNA of Saccostrea cuccullata (small rock oyster), 1004 nucleotides long. RefSeq names its product TLC domain-containing protein 3A-like. Gene Ontology annotation, biological process: lipid homeostasis. The record is from RefSeq and is a predicted model, not a curated record. The transcript is spliced from 5 exons. The coding region runs from base 37 to 828 and encodes 263 amino acids. Gene Ontology annotation, cellular component: endoplasmic reticulum; membrane. Lineage: Eukaryota; Metazoa; Mollusca; Bivalvia; Ostreida; Ostreidae.
AUAAAUUUCAUUGGCCAGUGGUAGUUAUCAACAAACAUGGAGGAAAUAGGCGUGUUCAUAUGUGGUUGCAUAUUCUUUCCUUCAUGUUUUGUCAUAAUUAGAUAUUCUUUGUAUAAGUUCUUUGGUUCAAAGCUUACAGAUGGUGACGUGCACAAUGUUACAGAGAAGUGUGUUUCAAGUAUUCAAGCAGCAGUAGCAACAGUUGUUGGUUUAAUAAUAGCAAUCAAGUGCCAAAAAGAAAUCAUGACAGACAGACAUUGGCUGACCAAUACAUAUGCAAUUUUUGGGAUACCCUAUUUCACUUAUGACACCUUUGCAAUGUACUUUUCAUAUAUCUAUACCAAACCUGAGGUACAAGCCAGACCUUUUCUACAAAGACUUAAACAUUUUGCUGAAAACUCUAAAGCAAUGCUGUGCCAUCAUCUUCUCUUGCCUCUAAUUUUAUUCCCAUCAAUAAUUGUUUUCCGUAAAGGAUUAGGAGACUUUUUUGUUGGAGUUUUGUAUAUGUGUGAAUUCACCAUUCCCUUUAUCUCAGCAAGAAUGAUUCUAGCUCAGUUACAGAUGAAACACACAUGGUACUACAUUGUGGCCGGACUUUCAAUGAUUGCAUCAUUCCUCAUCUCUCGUGUGCUGGUUUUCCCAUUUUUGUAUUGGAGAUAUGCAGUUUACAGAGGUAUCUCCCUUUCUCAGGUUCCCCUUGGGAUCCCCUUGAAGUGUAAUAUUGGUUGUCUAGUCAUCUUGCUUCCCCAAAUCUACUGGCUAUUCCUCAUGGUGCGAGGUGCAGGCAAGGUAUUCUAUAAAAUCUAUUUCAAAUCCAAACCACAGUGAUACAAAGUGGAUACAGAGUUUUUUGCAAUUGGUUCCAAAGACCUGAUAUUGCUUUUUAGUUAUGUUGAUACAAGUACCAGCUGAAAGAAUUCCAAAUAUUUAUACAUUUGUUCAUAUUUUUUGUUUAUUUGUUUGUUUGUUCUUUAUUUGAAUAUUUGUAAUAAAUCCAAAGUGUU